Messenger RNA from Thelazia callipaeda (thelaziosis nematode), 1209 nucleotides. The record is from the annotation of a GenBank genome assembly. NCBI's taxonomy places the organism in Eukaryota, Metazoa, Nematoda, Chromadorea, Rhabditida, Thelaziidae.
AUGAACGUAUUCCCCAGCUGCAUUCGACAUUUGGUUCUUACUACUGCUUAUAAGCGGUCAUUACCAUGCAUUGGAAUACCAUCUCAUGUGAUCUGUACAGAAAGAACUCUAUCAGGGGCCAAAUUAGUUCAGGUCGCUCCGAAGAUUGCACAACCAUAUCUUAGGCUCAUGCGUAUUGACAAACCCACAGGUUUUUGGUUGUUGUAUUGGCCAUGUACCUGGUCUAUAGGGCUAGCCGCACCACCGGGGUCAUUGCCAGAUUUCAAAAUGCUUGCGUUAUUCGCGUGUGGGUCGAUAUUAAUGCGUUCUGCGGGAUGCGUCAUAAAUGAUAUUUUUGACAAAAAUUACGAUAAAAUGGUUAGAAGAACGCAGUCGAGACCACUUGCUAGUGGAGAACUUAGUAAUCGAGAAGCUUUUGCUCUUCUUGCAGUAUUGUUAUCUGGAUCUCUUUCAAUACUUUUGCAGUUUAAUUGGUUUAGUGUUAUCGUAGGUGCAAGUUCAUUGUCACUAGUAAUUGCAUACCCGUUGGCAAAACGAUUUACAUAUUGGCCGCAACUAGUUCUUGGGCUUACUUCUAACUGGGGAGUACUCUUGGCGUGGUGUCAUCUGUGUCCGAAAACACUGCUUGCUGUGAUUCCUUUAUACACUGCUACAGUGCUUUACACUGCUACCUAUGAUACCAUAUAUAGUCAGCAGGUAUUGUGUCUAAUAUUGUCAUACGUAUACUCAAAAAUUAACUCACGAUUGGCUUUCAAUUGGGGAGCAUUAUUGGGCUGGGCCGCUGUACGCGAUGAACUGUGCUGGAUCGUGGCACUUUUACUCUAUUUGGCAUCGCUGAAUUGGACUUUGAUUUACGACACAAUAUACGCUCAUCAGGACAAAAAAGAUGAUAUUAUGGCUGGAGUUAAAUCCACAGCAUUGCUUUUUGGGGACAAAACAAAGAAGUGGCUCACAGGGUUCGCAGUUGCUACAGUGUUAGGUUUCGGUACAACAGGCGCUAUGCUGCAUCAAACAUGGCCCUUCUACACUGCAUUAUCGGCUACAGCAGCUCAUCUUUCGUGGCAAAUUUGGACAGUAAAUAUUAACGACCCUAACGAUUGUUGGAAGAAAUUCAAAACCAAUCAAUGGCUUGGUGUCAUUCUAUUCAGCGGAAUUGUGCUUGGAAACGUACUGCGACAGGAAGAUACAAAUUCUACUAACAACUUGUGA